UUUUUUUUUGCUUCUUUAUCUUUCCACAUCUUUGAUUUCGUUUGAGAGUAAUUUCAAUGGCUAUUGCUUUGUUUUCUUAUCUCUUCCUUUUUUUUUUGUCUGCAUUGUUUCUUUCGGGUCAUGGAAAUAUUAGUAGUAGCAAAAGUGUAGAUAUUGUUGCAUUGCUGGUUUGUUUUGUUUUGGGAUUUUGAUUCUUUAAAUCCAAGAAAAAAAAAAGAUGAAUACAAGAGUCCGCACCACUCUUCAGUCCAUGAAAGCUCCUUUAAAUCAUGACAGACACCACAAUAAAAAGGAGAAGAUGGAGAAGUGUCAGGGAAGUAGAACACUUGGUACCAGCAAAGCUGUAACAAAUAGGAGAAGAUCAAUCAGGGAAAAGAAAAUAGCCUUAUUACAAGAUGUUGAUAAGCUAAAAAGGAAGCUUAGACAUGAAGAGAAUGUGCAUAGAGCUUUGGAGAGAGCUUUUACUAGGCCUUUAGGGGCACUUCCUCGGCUUCCUCCUUACUUACCUCCAUAUACAUUAGAGCUCCUUGCUGAAGUAGCUGUUUUGGAAGAGGAGGUUGUUAGGCUUGAAGAGCAAGUAGUGAGUUUUAGGCAAGGUCUUUAUCAAGAGGCUGUCUAUGCAUCUUCCAAGAGGAAUGUAGAGAAUUUGAAUGAAUCCACUGUUGAGCAGUCUCCGGUUCGAAGUUCAAAACACCAGCGAUCGAAGUCUUUGUCUGUAAACGAGAUGAGUUUGGUACCAACCAUUGCCAGGUCUCAGCCAUCUCUUUCCAGAAGUGUUUCAAGCAGAAAGAUGUUGCCUCCGGAUACUAUUUACGAUCGAGCUGGACAGUGCUUUAUCAGGCCAACAAAUGGUAAACAAGCUUCCACAAAAUUCAAUUCUGCUUCCGGAGACGUAAGAGGAAAAGAAAACCAAUCAUUUGCCAAUGCUGUAAAGGAUAAACAAUCUCCAGACAAGAAAGUAUCCAACAUUGUGACCCCAGUAAAGAGACUUCCAACCAAGCUUGACUCAGCAGACAAAUAUCUGGAUCCUCUGAAGGUGCAGCUAGAUGGUAGAUUAGUAAAGCAAGAAAAUGCACAAGCAAGCCCUUCUAGUUCUACAGAUGAUAAGGUAUCAGAAGUUGAUAGUGCACCAAACAAAAUUUCUGAAGACAUCGUAAGGUGCUUGUUUAGAAUUUUUGCAAGGUUGAGCACCUUGAAAGAUAAAGCUGCGGAAUCCGGGACUUUACCUAGAGAAAGUGAGGUCCGAGACCCUUAUGGUAUCUGUUCAGAUUUGAAAACUAGAGAUAUUGGACCCUAUCAACAUCUUUGUGCAAUUGAAGUGAAUACAAUUAACCUAAACCGGAGUACAAAUGCUUUGUUUCUGAUCCAUAAACUAAAGUUUCUUCUUGGGAAGCUCGCGUCUGUCAAUUUAGAGGGUCUCAGCCAUCAGCAGAAGCUUGCAUUCUGGAUUAACACUUAUAAUUCCUGUAUGAUGAAUGCAAUUUUGGAGCAUGGGGUUCCUGAGUUGCCUGAAAGAGUUGUAGCACUAAUGCAAAAGGCUACAAUAGUUGUGGGAGGCCACUUACUAAAUGCAAUAACAAUUGAGCAUUUCAUAUUAAGGCUGCCUUUCCAUUUGAAAUUUACCUGUCCUAAAGCUACAAAAAAUGAUGAGGUGAAAGCACGCAAUAUAUUUGGUCUCGAAUGGUCCGAACCUUUGGUUACAUUUGCUCUUGCAUGUGGAAGCUGGUCAUCUCCUGCUGUGAGAGUAUACACGGCGGCUCAUGUCGAAGAAGAGUUGGAAACAGCUAAGAGAGACUACCUGCAGGCAGCGGUGGGGAUUUCAAGAACAAACAAGUUAACAAUACCAAAGCUAUUGGAUUGGUAUCUGCUUGACUUUGCAAAGGAUUUGGAAUCAUUGCUGGAUUGGGUUUGCCUGCAGCUACCAAAUGAUGUGAGAAAUGAAGCAGUGAAAUGCUUAGAGAGAAAUGGGAAAGAGACCCUUUCACAGCUUGUGCAAGUAAUGCCUUACGAUUUCAGUUUCAGACUGCUUUUACAGCGGUGAGAACUAUAUUUCGCAACCGAUGCUUUUAUCAGCAAAGUGUUCAGGAAUUUGGGGUUGGUGAGAUAUUUAUACUGAACUACUAAUAUUAAAACUAGACACAGUUAGGAGUACAUAUGGAAUCUAGCAUCUGUAAAGUAAAAAGAAAAAUGAAGGGAGAUGAAUAACUGGUUUUAUUACUUGGCAAACAUUGACUUUGGGCUGUGGUGAUUGGUUCAUUGAAAUUAAUUUUUCAGAUUAUUUAUGUUGCA
Molecule: messenger RNA, 2289 nt
Organism: Gossypium raimondii (Peruvian cotton)
Lineage: Eukaryota; Viridiplantae; Streptophyta; Magnoliopsida; Malvales; Malvaceae
Exons: 10
Coding region: 218-2041 (607 amino acids)
Source: RefSeq, a predicted model, not a curated record